Quercus robur (English oak) is the source of this 816-nucleotide messenger RNA. RefSeq lists its product as uncharacterized. Bases 1 to 816 code for a protein of 271 amino acids. The record is from RefSeq and is a predicted model, not a curated record. The transcript has a single exon. Lineage: Eukaryota; Viridiplantae; Streptophyta; Magnoliopsida; Fagales; Fagaceae. Gene Ontology annotation, molecular function: RNA-DNA hybrid ribonuclease activity; nucleic acid binding.
AUGCAGCAAGAAGACACACUUCAUGCUCUAUACCUCUGUCCGAAGUUGGAGGAAAUUUGGCUCUCGGUACAAGCUUGGAACCAGCACAGUCUAAGGCAAAUAAAGAGCUUUGAUGAUCUUAUGGGAUGCAUUUUGGCGGAGAACAGGGAUCCGGAACUAUUUGCUAUGGUUGUAUGGGCUGUAUGGAAGAGACGGAAUGAUAUGAGGGUUGGGAAAAGAGGUGAAAAUCUACCAAACUUGGUGCAAUUAGCUCGAACCAGGUUACAUGAAUUUUUGCUGCAUAAUUAUGCAGAAACAGCAGCUACGGACAGACCCUCAAUGCAGUGGCAGCCACCAGCGCACCAACAGUACAAGAUUAAUUUUGAUGGGGCACUUUUCAAGGAUGAAAACCAGGCCGGAAUAGGGGUGGUGAUUAGGGACAGCAAGGGGGAGGUGAUGGUCUCCUUGGCUCAGCGACUUCCACUACCUAGUACAGCUAUUGAAGUUGAGGCCUUAGCAGCCAGGCGUGCAAUGGAGCUGGCGUUGGAAACUGGUCUCAAUAAGGGGGUGCUGGAAGGUGAUUCACAGAUCCUCAUGAACGCUCUGAAGUCAAACUCUCAUAGCCUUGCACAGUUCGGUCAUAUUAUCAAGGAUAUACAGUACUUAGCCUCUAGUUUCUCCAUUAUUUCUUUUUCUCAUGUAAGGAGGCAUUGUAAUACUAUAGCUCACUCGAUUGCGAGGCGGGCACUUUCUUUUUCGUCAUUACAAGUCUGGAUGGAAGAUGUACCACCAGAGAUUGCAGAUGUUCUUCAGGCUGAUUUUCAUAGCCUUAGCUGA